Molecule: messenger RNA, 1525 nt
Organism: Nelumbo nucifera (sacred lotus)
Lineage: Eukaryota; Viridiplantae; Streptophyta; Magnoliopsida; Proteales; Nelumbonaceae
Source: RefSeq, a predicted model, not a curated record
UAUUCAACCAAGCUUGAGUAUUUGAUGAAUCAGUUGUGUUGACUACUGCAGGUGCCAGGAGAUGGAUCGGAGGUUGUUCCAAGCUGCUCAUAGAGGGAAUACAGCCACCUUGCAUCAGCUACUGGAAGAGGAUCCUCUUAUCCUUGAAAGAGUUGCCUUGGCUCCGGUUGCAGAAACACCUUUGCAUGUAGCUGCUCUGGCUGGGAAGACCGAGUUUGUGAGCGAGAUUCUUCGUCUAAGGCCUGAAUUUUCGAAGGAGCUGAACCAAGAUGGUUUCAGUCCUCUUCACAUGGCGUCGGCUAAUGGGCACGUAGAGGUAGUGAAGGAGAUGCUGAAGUUUGGUAGUGAUCUAUGUCUUGUUAAGGAUAGGGACGGGAGAACUCCUCUUCACUGUGCGGCCAUCAAAGGUAGAGUUGAUGUUAUGAUCGUAUUGCUCUUGGCUUGCGCAGAGUCUGCUCGGGAGGUAACGGCUCGAGGAGAGACUGUGCUUCACCUUGCUGUGAAAAACCAUCAGCUCGAAGCCUUCAGGGUACUGGUGGAGAGUUUCAGCCAUGAGUGGCUCCUAAAAGCUAAAGAUCGAGAAGGCAAUACGGUUUUUCAUCUAGCUUCAUUUAGAAGGCAGAAUCAGGUUAUAGAAUUACUUCUCAGCAAAAGUAUUGUUUCCAAAGUUGAAAUAAAUGCCAAGAACGCCACGGGUUUGACAGCACUUGACAUCUUAGAUGUCUUGCAGCAGAGUCGAUGCGAAUUGGGUGAUAUAGAAAUGGUAGAGAUCCUUGUGCGUGCAGGAGCCAUGAGAUCUCGAGAUAUCAUCAUUUCUCCAACCCCUCCUCCUCCUCCUCCUCACCCCUCUCAUAUUCAAAUAUAUCAUAAGAAGAGCCUCUGGAAAGAAUUCAGCGACGAGAUAUUUAAGGAACUAGAAGACUCUGCAAGUGAGACACGGAAUUCUCUAAUGGUGGUCGCGGUACUGAUUGCUACUGUAACCUUUGAAGCAGGAAUAAGCCCUCCUGGUGGAAGUUGGCAAGAUGGUCUCCAAGAGAAUCGCAGUAGUACUGAUCACAGUGAACAGAUGGCACACCACGCAGGAGAGGCACUAAUGGCUUCACAGAUGACAUGCUUUGUCUCAUUCAUAAUUUCCAAUACUGUGGGAUUUCUUAUGUCUCUCGUCAUAAUCUCCUUGCUCACAAGCAAAUUUCCUCUGAAACCCUGGCUGCGGCUAGCCGUGGUAUCAAUGGCCAUCACCUAUGGAUGCUCUGUAUGCUUUGUAACACCAUUUUACUUGUGGGGUUGGGGUGUUGUAUUUCAUAGUAAGUUGUUUGUGAUGACUGUUGUAUUCUUUGGAGCAAUCGCGAGCUGGAAGUUAUGGUGGCUCAAGAAAUGGGCAAUGAUAAUGCAUACAAGAAGCARCAACAAUAGUUCGGAGCAGGGGCAUCGGACUACCUUCGGCCAGCAUCUUAGUCGGUUUAUACUGUGUUGUACCUCUCAUGAAAGUCGAGUUUAAACUCUCUUUCUCUCUAAUAAUGUUCAG